Messenger RNA from Solanum dulcamara, 1165 nucleotides. Its product is annotated as protein phosphatase inhibitor 2-like. Gene Ontology annotation, biological process: regulation of signal transduction. The transcript is spliced from 6 exons. Gene Ontology annotation, molecular function: protein phosphatase inhibitor activity. NCBI's taxonomy places the organism in Eukaryota, Viridiplantae, Streptophyta, Magnoliopsida, Solanales, Solanaceae. The record is from RefSeq and is a predicted model, not a curated record. Bases 304 to 840 code for a protein of 178 amino acids.
AAAACAAUUCACCCAUUGGUCUAUAGAUUUGGUAAAAGCCCAAAAUAUUCUAGUCUAAAGUUUUGGCCCUUUCAAUAUGUCGGUGGAGUGCAUUGGACAAGACCACUCUACUUUCUCCUAACUUGCUCCUCUCCAACUCUCUUUCCAACUCAUUGUCAUCUGCAAAAAAUUACCGAUUGGAGGUUCAUAUCUUGAUUUUUUUUUUUUUUUGUAAUUUUCUGGCUUAUCAUGCAUUCUUCUUUUCUCCCCAGAUAAUCGCUUUAGACUGCAUCAACUAAACAAAAUUUGAUCAUAUUGGAGAAAAUGGGGGCACAUGUAAAAUGGGAUGAGGCAAAUCUGGAAGAAAUUGAGGCAAAUAAGCCAGUAAGGCAGAAAAUAACUGAACCAAAGACACCAUUUCACCGUAUGAACGACGAUGAUGAUGGAUCUCCAUCUCCGUGGGAUAGUUUUGAGGAGGCCAAUGCAUUGGAUGAUGUGGCUUCUUCCAGUGAAAAUAAAUCCCAUCGGUCUGGCUGGACAUCUUCUGAUGAUGAGGCUGAUAUCAUGGACCAAGAUGAUGAAGGAGGUCGUGGGUUCAAGCCGUGGAAACAACCUCUUGCAAAAGUACAGGAUUCUGGUUCAGAAAGGAUCAAGAACUUUAGGGAGCACAGGCGUGCACACUAUGACGAAUAUAGGAAAAUCAAAGAACUGCGUAGAGAGGGCUCCUCUCUUGAAGGAGCGUCCGACGAUGAGAUUGAGGAUCUUGAGAAAAGGGAUGGUAGGUGUAAUACAUCAUCGUCAUUGACAUCUGCUGUUGAGGGCAUUGACAUUGCAGAAGGAAGCACAGACGAUUCUAAAUAGUCCUCUUAGCCAAUUGAACAAGGAUCAGCCUGAAAAAAGUACAUUAUUUCUAAGAAGGUUGUUAUGACAACUCAUUGUUUUGUUUUUCAUGUCACUUUUGCUUGUAAGUUGUAUAUAGGUGGGAUUUUACAUAUGGGAUGAACAUCUUCCGUUCAGUCGUUGCCAUAAUCUUUUGCUGGAAAAUUUGUGAAAUUACAAACUAAGAUUAUCCGACUUCCAUUAUUGUUCUUUCGCAGUUGUCAUUGUUGACAUGUUUGCUCAGUUUUCUGGGAUCCGAAUCAUGAGAGCAAUAAGUUUGUGAUGGCUUUGGGCCUUUUCACCUGAA